This is a messenger RNA of Hippocampus zosterae (dwarf seahorse), 2817 nucleotides long. RefSeq names its product ATPase H+ transporting accessory protein 1 like b (gene atp6ap1lb). The transcript has 7 exons. The record is from RefSeq and is a predicted model, not a curated record. The coding region runs from base 87 to 1112 and encodes 341 amino acids. Gene Ontology annotation, cellular component: proton-transporting V-type ATPase complex. NCBI's taxonomy places the organism in Eukaryota, Metazoa, Chordata, Actinopteri, Syngnathiformes, Syngnathidae.
UCACAAGAGCUGGGAGCCAGGCGCCUGCUUGGAGAGCAGAUUAUGAAGCGGCGCUCCAGCAGCGGCAGUCUCCUCUCAUAGUCUCAAUGGCUGCGCACGCAUUCCUCCUGUGCUCCAUCGCCUUGCUGUCUGCUUUCAGUCGGACUGCUCUGACUCUGUCCGAGGAAGAGCUGCAGCCAGGACUCACUUACGAUGAAGUGCCUGAGAUCUUGGACAGAAGCAGAGAGAACCCCAAACAAGCCACAAGAGUCACAUCAAGUCAGGAUGGAGAGUAUGGCUUAGAAAGUGAAGAGGUUAUUUUGACGCCUGAAGAUGAAAAUCCACUCAGGAGAAUCCUGCAGCCCUUCAAGUGGCAUCAUGCAGGAAUGUCUCACAGCAAGAGGAAACUGCUCCAGUCGCUGAUGGGACCGUACGGCCCUCUGAGCGUGACCUACAACGGCAAGACGUGCAUUCUCUUCAAAGCAAAGCGCCUGGCCAUCCGCUACAAGAACCACACCUUCAUUGACCUGACUGAGAGAGUGUUCAAUGCCAACUCACCCUUGGACACCAAAGGCUCGGUCUGCACCAAAGAGAAGGCCACGCUUUCGUUAAAAUUUGGUGACGUGGAAGACUUGCGAGGUCUUGUGAUCAGGCUUCAGAUGUCAAACACCUUCUACGAAGCAGCAGGUCAAAACUGGUUCACGCUAGACAGUGUGCAUAUCCACUACAACUGGACGCAGGAGGCCACAUUCAACGCCAGCGAGGUUUACGCUCCAGCCACGUCGUCCUACCACUGCCAGCACGUCAGCAGUCUGCACAAAUAUGACACUCUGCUGGUGCCCAGCUCCCACACCGACACGUCGGCCAACUGGCACAUUACUUUCACAGAUUUCCAGAUUCAGGCCUUCAACGUGCAGUCGGACAAGUUUGCGUCAGCCAGUGACUGCGCCACUUUCUUGACGCCGGCCAUCCUCAUGGGCUUGGUGACGUCACUGAUCCUGCUCCUUGUCCUGGCCUACGCCCUGCACAUGGUGGUCCACCUCAAGCACAUCGACCGCUAUGAGGAGCACAAGGCAACCGUCUACUUCCCCCGGAGUCCAGAGGCUGAACUGCCGGACAAGAACAGCCUUUGAGGAAAGAGGACAGGCGCAAAGAGAGGAAAAGCAAGCGUGUGGCAGAAAGCGAGUCAUGGAAAAAGUAUCCUCCACAGAGUAUUUCUUCAACAAAAUGCCUGUUCACAUGAAAACCUUGUAAAUCACUUGUAAGUAAAUGCGGGAUACUCUUUCCUCAUUGACUUGUAUCUUGGCAUCCAUUGUCCGGAUGCUCAAGCCUCUCCUGGGCCGACAGUUCAUGUGAUCCAAAUGUCAAAAGGUCAAGGAGAGUCCUGAGGCCCUGAGGGGCAACAGCGGCCUUUACCCCAGCCAGCCAUGCGACCCUUACCGGGCUAUCUGUCACUGACACAGCUAACAUCAGAUGCUCUCAAUUUAGAUGUAAGUAACACAUGAGUCACUCACAACUGUCAUACCACAAGCUUUCGCCAGUCAUCAUCUUUCCAGAUUUCUCGAAGGUAUCCAUCGUCCUACUGCUGCAACAACUAUAAGCUUCAAACAGCCAGUUUUAGCACUGGAAUAGUCCUGUUAGCUGCAUGCCGUGAAAAAGCUGGGUAAUUUGAGCUAGUGCAGCGUUUCCUGAUAAUCUGAACGUGUUGCAUGAAGUGCAGUUUAAAAUAAGCAAGUAAGGCACAAAGCAAAAGGAGCCCGAGAAGCUUCCGGGUUCCAAGAGAAUGGGAAAGCAAGGAAAUUCUGGUCUAGCAUCUGGCUGGAGUGAACGGCCCUUCUGAGCCUUUCAUGUCUUUCAUGCCGUCUCUAAACAAGACCGCUGCUUGGGAUUUAACUGUGAAAUGGCCUACUACGGACCAGAUGGAUGUAGAUGAGUGGCGAGCGGUUCUACAAACUAGCACAACAUUGGUUAGUAGCGAAAGCACUGACCAGAAGACUUAAAAACUAUACGAAGAACAAAGGUGCAAAAGACAUCCCGCCUGAGGACGACACAAGAGUGCAUCUCUCCGGUGAAAUGGCUCUUUGAGAGUCAAGAUUUUGGACAAGACACUGGGUGUGACUGCCAACGUGAAGCUUCAGAGGUCUUGCCAUCAAAAAUAUGCUGAGUGAGAUAUUGUGUAAAAGAGCUAACCAUUUCAGCUAUGUACAAAACAAAGACAUGUACAGAAGUGUCACUCUGCAGAGGUCUUUUUUUUUCUUUUCGUCUUUUCUUUUAUAUACGAUGUAAUCAUGAAAAACUUACUGGUACAGGACAACGAUGCUCAAACUCCGAAAGAAAAGGAUAAAUGUCCGCAUCGCUUUACAACAGCUGUUUAAUUCUAAUAUAAGAAGCAAAAUUACAUGACGUUGUGCAAACAGAUGAGGAUUGGUGUUAUGAUUAUUUUCCCCCUUCCUGCAUAUGUCUGACUUUGUUUAAAGAUGGGUUCUGAUGAAGUCAAGUGCAGUCAAUCUAACUGUAAUUGUAAAUCCAAAUUCCUGCCAUAGAGAAAAAAUACACAAUGGAAUGCCAUCCAGCACCUGGGAUUUAUUGAUACCACGAUUAUGCCAGAAGCCACACUAGCAACAAUAACAGCAUCAGUAAGUCAUUACCAUUGAUUAAAAAAAAGUCUCAGCAUGACAAUAAGUAGAUAUCUUAACAUUCGAUAUGGCAGUUCUGUCAAUCUGUAGCAGUGUCAAAUGUGUUCUUUGGUCAUAAGUGUAUCCUACAAACUACGAAAUAAGUGCGGGUAGUUUGUCCGAGGACCAACUGAUUGAACAAUAAAUGAUAUUUAGUGGAGAA